CCGGCCGGAAGCGGAAGUAGGGGACGAGGCAGUUCCGUUUUCUCUCCCAGUCUCUUUCGGGCUCCCCAUGGCGCCGCGGAGCUCCCGUCAGACGGGCUCGCACAAGGCGCGCUCCCUGGCCCGCCAGUGGAAAGCGAAGCGGCGGCGCCGGGACCUGGACCAGAUCCACGGGGACCUGCGGCCGGACAACGCGGCCCGGCUGCUGCACCAGGAGCCGGACCCCGACAUGCCCGGGAGCGCGCAGCACUACUGCCUGCACUGCGCGCGAUACUUUGUAGAUUUGAAUAGCAUGAAGGAACAUUUCAAAUCUAAAGUUCACAAAAGAAGACUGAAGCAGCUGAGUGAGGAGCCUUAUACCCAGGAGGAGGCAGAGAGAGCAGCUGGGAUGGGAUCCUACAUUCCUCCAAAGAAGAUAGAAGUACAGACUCAACCGCUGGAGAUGGAGGAAUCUGGCUGAAUAGGGAGGCUGAGAGAUUGUUCUCUGAUCCAUUAGAAAGUGCCCUUGAUUAAAGCCCCACUUUGUGGCAGCUUCUUUUCUGAGUUCAGCAAGUGUCAUUAAAAACACUCCCCCUGCAACAAGGCAUAAAAACUCUCAGCUGUUCUCAUUAAUUCUUCAGCAAGAGCACUGGCCAGUGGAGACCUUUGGACCCUCUUGCUUUGGCAGAUAUUGUGCGUUAUGUUCUCAUUGGCAACAUGGACAUACAGUGCAGCCAGAGGUCCAGGGAAAAGAUGAGCGAUGUCCUGCUGUGAUAUUGACCUGAUUGUUACAGCCUUUUCUCUUUGUGUUGGUAUUUUAAGCAGUGGAUGCAGCUCUUGGCUCAGAGUGUGGCCUCUGUAAUCACCCAUCAAACUAUUUUAAUAAACAAGCUGGCAGCUGCUGAAUGA
Mauremys mutica (yellowpond turtle) is the source of this 885-nucleotide messenger RNA. It is a transcript of the gene ZNF593, whose product is annotated as zinc finger protein 593. The record is from RefSeq and is a predicted model, not a curated record. NCBI's taxonomy places the organism in Eukaryota, Metazoa, Chordata, Testudines, Geoemydidae. Gene Ontology annotation, molecular function: zinc ion binding; nucleic acid binding. Bases 68 to 457 code for a protein of 129 amino acids. The transcript has 3 exons.